Messenger RNA from Megalops cyprinoides (Indo-Pacific tarpon), 2316 nucleotides. Its product is annotated as STAM-binding protein-like A. The record is from RefSeq and is a predicted model, not a curated record. Bases 139 to 1389 code for a protein of 416 amino acids. The transcript has 10 exons. Gene Ontology annotation, cellular component: cleavage furrow; endosome. Lineage: Eukaryota; Metazoa; Chordata; Actinopteri; Elopiformes; Megalopidae. Gene Ontology annotation, molecular function: protein binding; metal-dependent deubiquitinase activity; K63-linked deubiquitinase activity. Gene Ontology annotation, biological process: protein K63-linked deubiquitination.
UAGAAUUAGUUUCUGUUGCUGGAGCUGGGACGUUAAUGAAGUUAACUGUCCAGAUUACUUACAUUGUUAUAACCACUUUAAAUUUGGAUAGGACCAAACAAAUACAGUCAUCACCGGUGGGGGGAGGCUGGCACCGCCAUGCCCGGCGACAGCGACGCGAUCCUGCCGCCCGAGGAGCGGGUGCGCGCACUCAUCCAGAAAGGCAGCGCGGUCGACGUCAAUGAAGAUGUGCCCCCGCGCCGGUACUUCCGCUCGGGCACGGAGAUGCUGCGCAUGGCGAGCAUCUAUGCCCAGGAGGGCAACAGGGAGCCCGCCUUCAUCCUCUACAACAAGUGCAUCACGCUGUUCAUCGAGAAGCUCCCAAAACACAGGGAUUACAAGCUGGCCAAUGUGGUGGAAAAGAGAGAGAUGAUGAGGAGGCUGAAGGAGGUGGCCUUCCCCAAGGCAGAGGAGCUGAAGAAGCAGCUGCUCAAGCAAUAUGAGAAGGAGUACACUGCUUAUCAGAGCAAGAAGAAAGCGGAGGAGGAGGCGCAGCAGCAGGAGUGGACUCGGCAGCGGGAGCUGGAGGUGGAGCGGCAGCGCGUGGCCGUCAUGAUGCAGAGGCAGCGGGAGCAGGAGGAGUUCAGCGCGUUCGAGGAGAUGAUCCGCCGGCAGGACCUGGAGAAGGAGCGGCAGCGAAUCACGCGGGAGUACGGCUCCCCGGCCGCGCCCCCUCUGUCCCACGACACCCCCCUGCUGCCGGGCCUGCAGGGCCCGCCGCUGCCCCACUCCGCCCCCGCCGCACCCUCCGCCCCCCACGCGGCGCCCCCCACCGUCGACCGCUCCCUCAAACCCGCGGCUCUCAGCCCAGGCAGCAGUGUAGCAGCGGACGGGCUAAGGCAGCUGGCUGUGCCCUCUGAGCUGUGCCAGAGGUUCCUGAAGCUGGCAGAUGGCAACACGGCUCGGGCGGUGGAGACCUGCGGCAUCCUGUGUGGCAAACUGACCCGGAACGCCUUCACUGUGACUCACGUCAUCGUGCCGAAGCAGAGCGGAGGGCCAGACUACUGCGACACGGAGAACGAGGAGGAGCUGUUCCUGAUCCAGGAUCAGUACGACCUCAUCACCCUGGGCUGGAUCCAUACGCAUCCCACUCAGACGGCCUUCCUGUCCAGCGUUGACCUGCACACUCACUGCUCCUACCAGAUCAUGCUCCCCGAGGCCAUCGCCAUCGUCUGCUCCCCCAAGUUUAACGAGACUGGCUACUUCAGGCUGACAGAUUAUGGGAUGGAUGAGAUCUCCUCCUGCAAAGAGAAGGGCUUCCACCCCCACCCCAAGGAGCCCCCUCUCUUCACUGCUGGGGGACACGUCACCAUCACAGAUGGGGGGGUGACAGUGCUGGACCUCCGGUGACCCCACAAGAGCCACCAGCCUCACUAUGAAUAGAGGGACUUAGAAACGGCCGGUAAUAUUGGUGGAGGUGUCAUUUUUUUAUCCAAUAAACACUUUCUGGGCUGUGGUUACGUGGAGCUGGCUUUUACAGGACGAGAAGGAGACGGGAUCCGGGGGUCUGCCAGCGUUACCACUCCUGCCUGACUGAAAUACGGUAGCAUGGCUUGCGCCCUCUCUUGGUCCACAGUGGAACUGCGCCACAGGAGAUAAAUACAAAACUACAACUCCUAUCAGCCCCCGAGGAGCUCUGCUGAGCUCUGUGUGUUGAACAUCGAUAUAUAGUGAGAAUGUGAAGCUGAAGAUAACUUUGCACAGUAAUAUAACACUAAUGUCGAACCCCCUCUGGAGAAAGCGCAGUCAGUUCCCUCUGGGAGAGAAGGGUGGAUGGAGUUCUUCAGGGCCCUGCAGUGCUUCUCACCUGUCAGACAGUGCAUCUCAGGAGACGUGUCUCUGAAUGUUCCUCCUGCCCAUCGAAAAACUGACUCUGCUUUGAAUUUUUAAAUUUUCAAUCCAUCCUGACAAAAUCUUUGACUUGACAACAACAAAAGCACUGACAAUUUUUACCGUUGGAAAAAUGUUAGAAAUGCACUGUUCUACUUUACAAUCACAUGGCGUUUAAAAAUGAUUGUGUUGUUGACUGAUUAUCCAUUCUUAAUGCAAAGAGGUGUCUGUUCAAUCUAACCACAGUGGGUUUUCAGUGCUGCGCCUGAGCACUGCGCAUUUGGCAGUGCCUGAAAUGAAGGACUAGAAAAAAUCUGAUACUUUUCAGAGUCCAUUCCUGGAAUUGAAGGACAGGUGGCCUAGCGGUUAGUUUGAAUAGCAGCCAUAGGCUUUAUCAGAAACUGUAGCUGUGUGUUCAGUAACAGUGAUGUGCCUUACACCCCCCCC